AUGGCAAAGGGGAGCGGCCUGCCAAGCCAAUCUGCGGCGGCGGAUGAGGAUGCACCUGCGAAAAUCACGCUGCCAGCAGAGCUGAAGAAGCGCCUGGUGGACGAUCAUGACAAAAUCAAAGCAAAGAAGUUGGCAAAGCUGCCUGCGCGACCAACCGUGUCGGAUGUACUGAACGACUUUCUCAAGUCAUACAAAACAGACUCCCCGGAGAAGGAAGUGGCCUGCGAAGUCGUUGCAGGCGUGAAGGUGUACUUCCAGCACUGUCUGCCGGCAAUAUUGCUUUACAAGUUCGAGAAGCAGCAGUACGACAACUUCAACAGCGCGGACGAUGAGGCGGACCCAUGCACCCACUACGGCGGCAUUCACUUGUUGCGGCUCUUUGUCAAACUGCCCGGUCUGCUGGCCAAGACGCAGCUCAAGGAGGACGCGCGAAGCGUCCUGAACGCGGGCCUGAUGCAGAUCAUCACACACAUUGCCAAGCACGCCGACAAGCUCGUGCCCAUGCGCUAUGCCGAUGCCGGCACGGAAUACAAGAAGCGCAACUGA
Messenger RNA from Salpingoeca rosetta, 546 nucleotides. RefSeq lists its product as uncharacterized. The transcript has 6 exons. Gene Ontology annotation, cellular component: nucleus; NuA4 histone acetyltransferase complex. The record is from RefSeq and is a predicted model, not a curated record. Gene Ontology annotation, biological process: regulation of DNA-templated transcription; chromatin organization. NCBI's taxonomy places the organism in Eukaryota, Choanoflagellata, Craspedida, Salpingoecidae. Bases 1 to 546 code for a protein of 181 amino acids.